Messenger RNA from Tauraco erythrolophus (red-crested turaco), 4272 nucleotides. Lineage: Eukaryota; Metazoa; Chordata; Aves; Musophagiformes; Musophagidae. The record is from RefSeq and is a predicted model, not a curated record.
ACAGUAGGUGUUUUUUCCUUGUGUCCUCACCGUUUUGCAUUCAGCAGAGUUCUUAGUCAAAACCCUUUAAUUUAAGAACUUUCCCUUCCAAGGAUGAAGCUUAUCAGCCUUCAGGGCACAAUGCAAAGUUUGCUGGCUUCCUUCAUGAGGGUGUUAGGAAACUCUUCAGAGGAGUGACUCCUGGGUUGAAUGGAUCUUGUAUUAAAUUCUCAUCUUUCACAGUUAAGGUAAUAAAUGGUCUUCAUCCAUGUGUCUGGAGAACUUGCAAAGUAGGUUUGAGCAGUUUUCCUUUCAAACACGUGGUAUUUUAGCCAGUAUAUCUUGCUGCAUAUUACAGUCUAGAGCGCAGAGACCUCUUUCCCCGUUCUCCCGAUGACAGGUUCCUGGUCGUUGACUGAAUCGUGUUGUGUGCCUUCACACCCGUUUCCUUCUCCAAAAAAAGGCAAUAGGCACGAGGACGGGACGCAGAGUGACUCUGAAGACCCCGUGGCGCCCAAGGCAGAGAAAGAGACGACGACGGGCAGUGAACGUGCGACGGAGCAAGCCAGGCUGCAGCGCCAGAUGAGGCGUGAUCCCCAUGAGAUGCUGCACAACAAGCAGGCCUUUGUCAUCGAGUUCUUCGAGGACACGCCACGGAAGAAGCGGUCACAGUCCUUCACGCACAGUGCUCACUCCUCCCAGAGCGACACCGAUCCAGGGCUGAAGACCAAGGUUGAAAAGCGCAAGAAUGCGUUGCCUGCAGAGAAGCCAGGAAACGCGGUGCCACCGUCCCACGUUGGGGCCCAGGCGGGCAAACCCAACAACAGCUCCUCUGGGACCCAGAGAAGUAGCUCCUUCAAGAGGGAGAAGACAGAGGAUCGGAUCAACACUUCAUCCUCUUCCGCUUCCAGAGCGUCAGGCAAAACUUACGGGAGCGUUGGGAGGAAGUCUAAAAUGGCUCAGGAUUUUAUGGCCGAGUACUUGCGAGAGACUGCUCAGUCUGGGAAACCGAAUGCUGAGAAACCGGUGCCUCUGCCCAUGCCGGUAGCUCCACGCGUGGUUAUAUCGUCAGAACCAGAGUCUGUCUCUGCUCCACCACUGGAGGUAAAGUCUGCCCAGGGCAGGAGGAACGAUGAGGAAGACAGUGUCAGUGAGACGGGCACAUACACCAUUGAGACGGAGGCGCAGGAUAAAGAGGUGGAGGAAGCGCGAAAAAUGAUAGAUCAGGUUUUUGGUGUUCUUGAGUCACCUGAAUUUUCCAGAAUCUCUUCAGCCUUUAGACCAGUAAUUAAAGGUGAAAAAGAUGACUCCGGUUCUCAUCAGCAUCUAAUCAGUGAAAAUGGCACUAGUCAGAAGUCACCCUUGCUCCAGGCAUUUGCCUCAAAAGCUGCAAGUGGGUCUCAGGCUGAUGCGCAGAUGUCUGCAGCAUCUCAAGGGAGUCAGAAGUGGGUGUCUAGGUGGGCGAGCCUUGCGGACAGUUACUCUGACUCUGGAUCUGUCUCUGGGCAGGGUGAUGGAGGUGCAGAAAGCAGCGUAGCCCCCAAACCCGGGGAACCAGAAAAUGUUGUGCCCUUGAGAACAAGGCGUCUUCUUCCCCAGCUGCCACCAAGCGAUAAGUCGGACAGCCCCACACCCACGGUCCUGGUUUGCCAGGAGUCCUUUUCUGAGGUUACCAAGAGAACUAUCGUGAGGGACCACUGUGUGGAAACCUAUGGUGAUCCCAGCAGCCGCCUCUUCAUUCAAGAAGACUUGGAUCCAGAUAGCCUCAGCGAUGCCAGCAGAUCUGACGAUGGCUUCAGCAUGGAAAAAGGCAAGAAAUAUAAAGAGAACAAUAAAAUGCUAGAGCAGAUGGGAGAAGACGCAAGAUUAGAGAACCGACAGCCAGGAGCUCCCCGGGUCUCAAACGUGAGAGCUGUAAGUGAGCCAGUUUCUACUUCGUUCUACAUUGGUGAUGACAGCAACGAUGUAGUGAUUCCCUCUAAGCUCUCUCUGACCAUGUCCCAUGCUCGAGCAGACAAAGACGGUAAGGAUCAGGAGUUUUCCUUCAAGUCUGCCGGCACACCGGUUCUUGGAAAGCCACCAGUCAAAGACGUUAGUGCUUACAUAAAUGCAGCUGGAAAAGUGGUUAUUUCCCUUCAUCAGAGUCUUCCUCAAGAUCAAGAAAACAUGGCAGGAAAAGAAACAUCAUCUUUUGUUAGACAGGAAAGUUUUACCAAAGAUAAAUCAAGCAGUGGUGUUCCUCAAAAUAAACUCCCGCAUAUUUCAAGUCACCCUCUGCUUAAAGAUUUAGAGGCUGUUCGGUCAACUCGUAUGGACUUUGGUCAGGAGACUCAUCUUCUCCUUAAGGACACUGAAACCGCCUUGGCAGCACUGGAAGCCAAAUUACUUGGUCAAAGUCAACAGCUGGAGCCCUCAGAAACUGCUGGUCAGCUGGAGGACUCCUUGUCAGGGGACUCGGAUGUGGACACUGCCAGCACAGUCAGCUUGGUGAGCGGCAAAAACGUCCCGACGGGCGCCCCGAAACGCAAAGCAGUCGUGAGCUUGCAGAAGGAGAAAUCUUCCUCCACGCCGUCCAUCCAGGACCAGUGCGGGCAGCCUAGCGCUCGGGACAGGCUGACGGAGAAGCGGAAAACGCAAGCACCGGAGACACCAAACCGUGCGGAGGCCGCCAAACGCUUCCAGAUGAAGCGGAGCGCUGGGACUCGAGGGUCACUCGACUUCACGGAUGACGAGAGAAGUUCGAGCUUGCCCUACCUGCCGGUCCCUGAUGCGGUCGUGUCUGACCAUGAGCACUCAGUAUCCCGGCCGGUUCCCAGAAGGAAACCUUUUACUCAGGCCACCAAGGAGGACCAGAACAAAACAACCUCAAACGUGCAGAAAAUCCAGCAAGUUCUUACCCGCUCCAACAGUUUAUCCACCCCGCGGCCCACGAGGGCCUCAAAGCUACGUCGUGCCCGGCUGGGAGAUGCUUCGGACAACGAAUGUCUCGAUGCUGAGAAAACGGCCUCCAACCCUGAAGCCACCGCUCCAGGCCCCAAGCAGUCCACGGAGACGAAGAAGCUCUCCCGACUGGACAUCCUUGCCAUGCCGAGGAAACGGGCAGGUUCGUUUACGGUGCCCAGUGACUCCGAGACGGCGCAGUCAAGGACGGGGUUUUCUGGCCGGAGUGUGGAGUCCUGUCGGAAGACGGGUGUUUCGGAAGUUAGAGCUGCAGCGAGGAAAAUGGCAGCAUCAAGGCGGAGACCACAGGGUUCAGAUUACACUUCUACUUCGGAGGAGGAAUAUGGCUCAAAUCACAGCUCCCCUAAACACAAACGCUCCCAUACUUCAACAGCCACACAAACACCGAGGAUACGUGGCUCUGGGCUGAGCAAGCAGAAGCACAAUGGCAGAGAAACGGAUGACGAUGAAGAUUUUGAUGACCACCCUGACCCGUACAACUUCAUGGCGCAAACGGCAGAAAUAGCAGAAAUAGCCAGGCUCAGCCAAACCUUGGUGAAGGACGUGGCCAUCCUUGCUCGAGAGAUUCACGAUGUUGCUGGAGAUGGGGACUCUCAGAGUUCAUCGGGGACGGCACCAAGCACCUCCCUCAGCUCUGUGCCCAACACUCCUGCUUCCACCAUAUCAGCGAGAGAGGAGAUUGCUCGUAGAUCUUUUCGGCUGGCAUAUCCAUCUCAGUUGGUGCAGCACAUUCCAGAAGCAAGUCUGAACUACCAGAAAGUGCCUCCGGGAUCAGUGGAACUGAAGGAUUUUGACCAAAAUAUGAACGAUAAUAGAGAAGAGGAUCCCUCAAGAAAAACGAGGACAAGAAACCGUGAGGAGGUAAUCUUUGACAAUCUGAUGUUGAACCCGGUGUCCCAGUUAUCGCAUACAAUCCGUGAAAAUACAGAAAACCUAGCUGAAAAAAUGAAGAUUCUGUUUCAAAACUCAGAAAGGACCUGGGAGGAGAUGGAGGCCAAAAUUAAUUCAGAAAAUGAAGUGCCAAUUCUGAAGACAUCAAACAAGGAAAUCAGUUCUAUCCUGAAGGAGCUUCGGAGAGUUCAAAAACAGCUUGAAGUCAUAAACGCCAUCGUUGACCCUACUGGAAACUUGGAUGUAGUUGCCAGUAACAAAUCAUCUUCUGCUGCUAAACAAUCUACAGCCACUAAAGUCAGGACUGCUAACACGUCUGGGUCCACGCUGGAGACUUUGUCCCCAGCACAGAUGAGAAACUACACACAGAAAUCGAACUGUGGGUCUUCUCGCUUACAAGAUUCGAAUUUCAUUCCAGAUGGAGAGAAGUAUGUGAUCUGA